Molecule: messenger RNA, 3956 nt
Organism: Onychomys torridus (southern grasshopper mouse)
Lineage: Eukaryota; Metazoa; Chordata; Mammalia; Rodentia; Cricetidae
Gene: Slc35a3
Product: solute carrier family 35 member A3
Exons: 8
Coding region: 251-1231 (326 amino acids)
Biological process (GO): pyrimidine nucleotide-sugar transmembrane transport
Cellular component (GO): Golgi membrane
Molecular function (GO): UDP-galactose transmembrane transporter activity
Source: RefSeq, a predicted model, not a curated record
GGAACGGCGUUUGCCGAGGCCGAGGCGGAAGCCGGAGCCUUUGGCGGACGGGACCGCGGGAACCCGGAAACGCCUGGGCCGCAUCGAGGCGGCCCCGGCGACAGAGACGGCGGGAGCCGGUGGCGCUGCGGGUCAGCGGGCGCGGCGGAGCCGGCGGGCUCGGCAGCCUGGGGCGUCCGGCGUCGCGGAGCCCGGAGCUUCAGUGCGGGCAGCUGGCCGAGCCGCACGGCGGACCAAUGAAGAGAAAACAAUGUCUGCCAACCUAAAAUAUCUUUCCUUGGGAAUUUUGGUAUUUCAGACUACCAGUCUGGUUCUGACGAUGCGUUAUUCUAGGACUUUAAAAGAGGAGGGUCCUCGUUACCUAUCUUCUACAGCAGUGGUUGUGGCUGAAUUUUUGAAGAUAAUGGCCUGCAUCUUUCUAGUCUACAAAGACAGUAAGUGCAGUGUGAGAACACUGAACCGAGUACUGCACGAUGAAAUUCUGAAUAAGCCCAUGGAAACACUUAAGCUCGCUAUUCCAUCGGGGAUAUACACUCUUCAGAAUAACUUACUCUAUGUGGCACUGUCAAACCUGGAUGCCGCCACUUACCAGGUUACAUAUCAGUUGAAAAUACUUACAACAGCUUUGUUUUCUGUGUCUAUGCUCGGUAAAAAAUUAGGUGUGUACCAGUGGCUCUCCCUGGUAAUUCUGAUGGCAGGAGUUGCUUUUGUCCAGUGGCCUUCAGAUUCUCAAGCACUGGAUUCUCAGGAACUUUCAACUGGCUCGCAGUUUGUAGGCCUCAUGGCGGUCCUCACAGCCUGUUUUUCUAGUGGCUUUGCUGGGGUUUAUUUUGAGAAAAUCUUAAAAGAAACAAAACAAUCAGUAUGGAUAAGAAACAUUCAACUUGGUUUCUUUGGGAGUAUAUUUGGAUUAAUGGGUGUAUACGUUUAUGAUGGAGAAUUGGUAUCAAAGAAUGGAUUUUUUCAGGGAUAUAGUCAACUGACAUGGAUAGUUGUUAUUCUGCAGGCACUUGGAGGCCUUGUAAUAGCUGCUGUCAUUAAGUAUGCAGAUAAUAUUUUAAAAGGAUUUGCGACCUCCUUAUCCAUAAUAUUGUCAACAAUUAUAUCCUAUUUUUGGUUGCAAGAUUUUGUGCCAACCAGUGUCUUUUUCCUUGGAGCCAUCCUUGUAAUAGCAGCUACUUUCUUGUACGGUUAUGAUCCCAAACCUGCAGGAAAUCCCACAAAAGCAUAGUCAUGUACUAUCUUUAACUGACUUUUCACGAUGGUGCCCUAGGAAUCUCAACAAAAUUAAUCUUGCACAGAGGACUUCUGCAGACUGUGUGAAGAUAUCAUCGUGCUAAAUCUGAUCAUACUGUUCAAAUGAUUUGAAAAUGAGCACACGUCAGGAUGAAACAUGUAUAUCAUCUGGAAACCCAAACUUGGAAGUGUGUCCAGGGAGUGGCAUUAGAGGGUAUGGGGAGGAGGCCUGAAGUCUGAGCUCGUAAUGACUUCACCCUUCUGGUUGCUGCAGAACUGUCCAGUGCAGCCUUUGCAAGAGCGCACAAAUGCAAAUACCAGUGUUUGCAAGGUAGAUCUGCUUCUUCUCAUCACAUGUUCUCAGUCUUACUCUUUCUGCACAGAUAUAUCAAAUCACAUGCACUAUUCAAAGUUGGAAAAUUAUAAUUGCCUAUAAAGCUGUGAACAAACAAAUAUAAUUUAAAACCAUUUUCAUGUAUCUGGGAUUUUUAUAUUCAUACAGAAGAUUGCUAAGCAAAGGAUUGCUAAGUGUUAUUUGUUCAAUUACAUAAAACCUGAUGAAGUAGUAGUCUGAGUUUGAUUCAUAUUUAACUUUAGUGUAGAGAGAAUCUGUUUCUUUGUAUAUCUUUAGACCAUUUACUGCUUUGAGACAGCCGAAUGCGGCUUGCUUCAUCACAUGCUAGAGGAGCCGGGGACGUUGACACUAAGGACGUUUUACCAUCAUUUUCCAGCUGUAUUUAUUUUCCAUAUAGAAGAGAAAUUCUUACUAUUACCUUCAAUUGAAUUUGUGUGUGUUGCCAUUAAACCUUUUUUAAUGAUUGAAAGGGAUUAAGUACUGCUUUGAUAAUUGAAAAUGAAGGAGUGACUCCUGGCCAGUCUCCAUGUGGAGGAGUCUGAACCGUGAAGCGUACACUGUGUAUAGUUUGAAAUGGAGAGUUUCCUGUUGUUCUGCAGUCAAGAUUUCCUCGUCUGCAACUGUGGACAGAAGUAGCGAUCACAAUAGUACUAGUCAUAUCAGUGGACCAAGAGCAAGCUGGCUUUCUUACAGACAUUCCCUACUGCCAGAGUACUACGGUUGUUUUAAACAGGCCUUCCUUAUGUAGCCCAGGCUGGCCUCCAGCUCACAGAGAUCUACCAGCCUCUGCCUCCCGAGUGCUGGGAUUAAGGGUAUGGGAACCCUGCCCAGCUCACUACAUUAUUUUAAGUAGUACUCUAAUUUAAAUUCAAAGGCUGUUUAGAAGUUUUUAGGUCUUAAAAGGCCAUUAUCCCUAAGAAUACACUGAUCAUGUGUCUGGAGGAGGGGGUGGCAUUCUGAGUUCCCUUUCUAUGUCCCCAUGAGUGCUGCUGGAGAGGAGCAACCAUUUGCUUUAAAAUAGUCAAUUUUGUCUCUUUUUAACACUGGAGUCGAGGAUAUAAAUUAUGAGUUAUUUAAUAAGAUGAUUCAAAAGAGAGAAUAUAUUAGAAAUAGUAAAAUGAAGUGAGAUGCAAAAAUACAUUCUAUAUUUGGAAUAUAAUUUAUUUAAUUAUUGACUAUAUGCAGAAUUACCUAUUGAAUAUAAGAUGUAUUUUACUUUAUUUUUUCAUUUAUCUUGUAUAUAUUUUAAAAGUUUGUUCUAAUGGAUACAAACCUAUAAGAAGAUGACUAUUUUUUAUGUAGUUCUAAUAGAUUUUGUUAAUGGAGUUUUGUUAAAUAGUACUCAAAAGUACUAUUGUUAAGAAGUGUAAGGUACCCUUGGCUAACUUGGACUGGCUGUUUGAUCUUGUUAAUGCACAUGUACUCUUAACAGUGUACAUGCCUAACCAAUUCCAUACAGAGUUUCAAAGUUUUCAAAACUGAAAAUUAAACUGUUUAAAGUCAUUGCACCAGCAAUGACAGAGUGAUACCAGGUUUUCUGAAUGCCAGGUUUGUGGUUUUUCAGUGAUUGAGUAACUUACAGAGAUUGAAUUUUGAGCAUUUUGAGCAAAGUGUAUGGCCACCACAGCAUUCAAGCUAUGUCCUAGGACCUAUGACUAAGUGCAAGCUAGAUCUUGCAGAUGUUCAAAAUUAAUGAAUACAGAUUCCUGUUCAGCUCACACUGAAGUAUUGUGUGGGUAACUGUGCUAAUAAAGUGUGGAGUCACAGCUAAUGGUUACUUAAAUCUAGUCUAUCCCUGUCUUAACCCUACAGAAAUUUAUACAGAUAAAGUAUUGGGUAUUCAGAUGGUUAAAGUAAUAACAUUUCAGGUGUCUGAAAAUCUUUUAUUAGGUGUCAUUUAUAUCUUUUUGGCCAGUUAAAAAUGUUAUUGGGCUGAAUGUAUAGUUUAAAAUUUAUAAGGAAAUAAUCACAUUUGGUGGAAAAUGGGCUUGUAGCCUACAUUGUGUCGUAUAUAUUGAUACUGAAACUUUGUGCUACAUGGUUUGUGUGUUGACAGUGUUCAAAGGUGUGACUGUCAUGCUUUCCUAGUAACUUUUGGAUUAUUUAAAUCUUGUGCUUUUAGAGUGUACUUGUUGUUUCUCUUUUCACUGAUCUGGAAUGUGUGCAUUCAUGGAGGAAGAGUGCCAGCUGAGAGCCGCAUUAAAGCUAGGCACAGCACGCUGCCAGAAAGCUUGAUGCAAUAGCAGGCCCACAGUGCAGCCUAGCAGCUCUUUACUGAAUAGUUUCCAGGUUGUUAGUUACUUUCCUAAUGGAAUAUAUAGUUUACAAAUGCAGAAUUCAAUGUUUGCAUCAGUUUCUAUGGAAU